Molecule: messenger RNA, 1494 nt
Organism: Humulus lupulus (European hop)
Lineage: Eukaryota; Viridiplantae; Streptophyta; Magnoliopsida; Rosales; Cannabaceae
Product: probable 2-oxoglutarate-dependent dioxygenase SLC1
Exons: 5
Coding region: 131-1315 (394 amino acids)
Source: RefSeq, a predicted model, not a curated record
UAUAAGUAUAUUUGAAGCUCAUGGUGCAUCAUCAUCUCAUUUUAUAAGAUAUUGCACCAUUUUCUCCACUAGUUUUCUUCAUUUAUAGUUUCCUCAAUCUCUGUUAAAGAAUAACAGAUCAAUACAUACGAUGGGUUUGGCGGUUGAAGAAGCUGAAAUAGCAAAUGAUGAAACGACGUCGUCCGCAGAUGAUCAGCAUAAUUACCAAAUGGGAGUGAGAAGCUUAAUGGAGAAAGAAAUAAUAAUGAAAAGAGUUCCAAACAAGUACAUACUGGCCGAGACAGAACGACCAAAUUACAUUUUGGAAAAUGCCAAUAUUAUGAAUAGUAAUGACCACCUCAACUUACCUGUCAUCGAUUUUGCUCAGCUUCAAGGCCCCAAUCGAUCCCAAGUAAUCACUUCCCUUGCAAAAGCUUGCCAAGAUUAUGGAUUUUUUCAGUUGGUGAACCAUGGUAUUGAGGCAGAUGUUAUUGAUAGAAUGAAUGAUGCAAGUAAGAGAUUUUUCGAGCUGCCUUCGAGUGAGAGAUCCAAGUACAUGAGUAAUGAUAUGUGUUCCCCAGUUCGUUAUGGAACCAGCUAUAAUCAGAAUAACGAUAAAGUGUAUUGUUGGAGAGAUUUCUUAAAGCUUAGUUGCCAUCCUGCUUUGUCACAAAAUUUUCCUCACCAUUGGCCUUCUUCUCCUGUUGGUCUAAGGGAAGCAGCUGUUGAGUUCUCAUUGGGAACUAAAUCAGUGUAUCUGAUGCUGAUGGAAGCUAUUCUUGAGAGUUUAGGGCUAAAAAAGGAAGAAAUAAUAACCAGUAGUAGUAGUGAUGAUGAUGAUGAAAAAGAUGUUAGUUCAAAAUUGAAACUAGAAGAAGGAAGUCAACUAGUUGUGAUGAACUGCUACCCUGAAUGCCCUGAGCCUGAGUUAACCCUAGGAAUGCCUCCCCACUCAGACUAUGGAUUACUCACUCUUCUUCUUCAAGAUGCACAAGUUGAAGGGCUUCAGAUUCAACAUCAAGGAACAUGGCUUACUGUUAAACCCCUUCUCAAUUCUUUUGUUGUCAAUGUUGGUGAUCAUCUUGAGAUAUUGAGUAAUGGGAGAUACAUGAGCGUGUUACACAGAGUGGUUGUGAACAGUUCAAAGUCAAGAAUGUCCAUUGCUUCGCUUCACAGCGUGGCCUUCAACUGCAUGAUUGAGCCAUCACCAAAGCUCAUCGAUAAAGCCAAUCCCAAACGCUACAAGGACACUGACUUCUCCUCCUUUCUCCACCACUUAGCUUCUCGUCAACACAACAACAACAAGACUUUCUUGGAAUCUAGAAGAUUAUUAUGAAUAUCAAUAUAUUAUUCAAAAUAAAAAUUAUAAAGUGUUAUUCUAUAGUAGAAUAACUAUUAUAUACUCAGUACAAUAUUUGAGUAUAUAUGAUGAUAUAAAUAGAUAUAAACCCUACGUUGUAAUAAUUAUCUAAAAUUAUUCUCCAUAAUAUAUAAUUUAAUAUUUGUAGUGGUUAA